Molecule: messenger RNA, 962 nt
Organism: Lycium ferocissimum
Lineage: Eukaryota; Viridiplantae; Streptophyta; Magnoliopsida; Solanales; Solanaceae
Product: upstream activation factor subunit spp27-like
Exons: 4
Coding region: 1-570 (189 amino acids)
Cellular component (GO): nucleus
Source: RefSeq, a predicted model, not a curated record
AUGGAGGAUGUGAAGAAGUAUACUGUUAUCUCGACAAUAUUGAGUCAAGCUAGUAUUUUCUAUGGGCUAAUAAGAUUUUCUCCUCCUUUUUGUUUCCCUUCAUCUUCUUGGGGGAAAUUGGAGUUUAAUGGGGGAAAGCAAGACACCAACCACGACAGAGACGAGACUACAGUCAGAGAAGAAGAGAAUCUCCGCAAUCAAUCAAUGGCAUCAUCUACUCGCAUUUUCGGUAACUGCUGUCGAGCUCUUAUGGCUGCUGCUAAGACUUCCACAGCAACCACAACAACAACAGCAACAGUGACGAAAAGGAGAGGUCGUCCAAAUGGAAUAGUGAAGCCACAAGCAGUUUCCCCAGCUUUAGCUAACUUCUUAGGUACUAAUGAAGCUUCCCGUACUCAUGCUGUUAAGAAAGUUUGGGAAUAUAUUAAAUCCCAUAAUCUUCAGAAUCCUGCAAACAAGAGAGAGAUACAUUGUGAUGACAAGUUGAAGACGAUAUUUGAUGGCAAGGACAAGGUUGGUUUUCUAGAGAUUGCGAGGCUAUUAACCCAGCAUUUUCAGAAGGCUGCUUAAGUUCUGGUCAGGGGCAACUCUUGUAAAGAUUAGGCAUCUUCCAGAUACUGGACUUCGUUCUUUACCUAUCUGACUAGCCUUUUUUGCUUUUAAGAUAGAGUAGCUGGCUAGCUUCUUUCUGUCUCGAGUAGCUCUUCCGUUUGCCUCCACCUGGUUUGAAUUAUCAAGUGGGUAGAUCCAGAUGCUCUUUAAAUCAGGUGUUUCGAAGAUGAAACGAAAAGGCAACAGGGUAAUGGUAAACUACCACCAUCAGUGUUCUUCCACCCCAAAUCUCCCUCCUUGUACCUUUCACAAUUUGAAGUUAAGAAUGGUAUGAGGAUAAGAUACUUUUGGAACACAAAUUGAACUAUAAAAUUCUUAUUGCGGUUAGUUCUCUUUCAUUUGCUGAUAAA